ACCUCCAACGAUUUCAAUACCUCGACAUGGCUGCAGCUAAUCCGGAAGCAUCUGAACCAUUCUUUACUAAACUCGGCCCUCGGAUCGCUCUCCACACACCUCCCAACCAUGCAGCUGGACAGCUUGUGAUUAUCGCCACAUGGCUUGGUGCAGCCCGAAAGCAUAUCACCAAGUAUCUACUCAGCUAUAGGAGCAUCGCUCCGCGUUCAAAAAUCCUACUCAUCGAAUCCGACGUAUCGAUUCUCACCAGCUCCUACCCGUCCCAACGAAAAGCUAUCAAGUCCGCCGUCCACGCAGUUCGCGCCGUGCUCGACGAAUGUGGGUAUAGCAAGAAUGACCAGAGUACAAAUCCGCCGAAGAUCCUGCUGCACACCUUCUCUAAUGGGGGCACCAACUCCGCCACCCAGAUGCUGAUUGCUUUGGGCGAGCAGUUCAGCUCACCGUUACCGCUUCUCGGAAUUAUCUACGACAGUGGCCCCGCCAAGGGCGAGUACUGGAAAUCGUACAACUCCAUGAUGCUAUCUCUUCCCAGGGGAAUGGCAAGAACUGUUGGGCCAGCGAUCGUCCACUUCAUUCUCGUCGUUCUUUUCACGUCCGUCGCGGCUGGAAGAUACGACAAACCCGAGGAUCUGUUCCGCCGCACGCUACUCGACGAGAAGCUGGUUAAAGGGCAUGCUAAGAAGGAGGGAAGGAUUUGCUACUUGUUCUCAAAGGCAGAUGACCAUGUGGACUGGAAGGACGUUGUUGAUCACGCAGAAGUGGCCCGCGACAAAGGGUGGGAGGUCGAGGAGGCCUUGUUUGAAGACACUCCGCACUGCAACCACUUCACGAAGAACACGCAACGAUACACAGACAUGAUGCACCGCCUGUGGCACGGGAGCAGCAACAACACUGACGAGCCGCGUUCGAUGCUCUGAUCGAGUCGCGCGGGCGAGCGGCACAGUACAACUUCGUCGCCAGUUUAUUGUUUCUACCGCU
Messenger RNA from Trematosphaeria pertusa, 978 nucleotides. Its product is annotated as indole-diterpene biosynthesis protein-like protein PaxU. Bases 27 to 917 code for a protein of 296 amino acids. Lineage: Eukaryota; Fungi; Ascomycota; Dothideomycetes; Pleosporales; Trematosphaeriaceae. The record is from RefSeq and is a predicted model, not a curated record. The transcript has a single exon.